This is a messenger RNA of Sphaeroforma arctica JP610, 221 nucleotides long. RefSeq lists its product as hypothetical. Gene Ontology annotation, cellular component: cytoplasmic exosome (RNase complex); nuclear exosome (RNase complex). The transcript has a single exon. Gene Ontology annotation, biological process: TRAMP-dependent tRNA surveillance pathway; nuclear polyadenylation-dependent rRNA catabolic process; U5 snRNA 3'-end processing. The record is from RefSeq and is a predicted model, not a curated record. The annotation marks the transcript as partial. Lineage: Eukaryota; Ichthyosporea; Ichthyophonida.
GACAAUCCAUCCUAAAGAAUACUACCGAAAGUUCUUUGAACAAAAUGUUAGACCGGAUGGUCGUGAUCUUUUGGGGGUCCGCGAUCUGAUAGUGCUAAAGGGUGUGAAUAGGCAUGCGCAUGGGUCAAGUAUAGUCCGCCUGGGCAACACGACUGUCAGUUGUAAUGUUCUGGGCGAGUUCUCAACGCCUUUAGAAGAAACGCCGAAGGCUGGAUACUUUG